UCAAAACAUUGCAACUUCCUUCAUUCUCUUAUUACUUUCUUUUAUAGAUUGUCAUUUCCGCAAAAUGAGUCCAAUUACUGAAUUUUAUACCGGAAAAACGGUUUUAGUGACCGGCGCAACUGGAUACAUGGGUAAAGUUUUGCUGGAAAAGUUAGUGCGAAGUUUCCCGGAUAUAAAAAAAAUCUACAUUCUUAUACGUUCCAAAAAAGGAUGUACUCCUCAAGAAAGGGUUAAGCAAUUAACGAAUGGCAUCAUAUUUACAUUUCAUAACGUGAACGAAAAAGCUUACGAUAAAAUCGAGGCAAUAAGCGGCGAUUUUAUGAUGGAAAACUUGAAUCUGUCCGAAAUCGAUAAGGAAAAGUUAAUUGAGGAGGUAUCGAUUGUAUUUCAUGUUGCCGCUUCUAUUCGUAUGAAUCUUCCGCUAAAAGAAGCCGUAAUAACUAAUACUACAUCGACGUAUCAACUAUUUAAAUUAUGCAUGAAUAUGAAAAUAUUACAAGCGUUUGUCCACGUAUCUACAGCUUUUUGUAACGUUGAAAUUGAUUACAUGGAAGAGAAAAUUUAUCCUAUGGAUGUUGAUCCUUAUAAAAUUAUGGAUCUCGUUAAAUGGAUGGAUGAGAAAUCUUUAGUUGCUAUUACAAAAAAGUAUGUAUUUGCUUAUUUCAAAAAAGCUCUAGAACCGAUAUUAAUAACCAUUCAAAGCAUUAAGUGUGUGUGCGUGCGUCGGAAAACACAAUCAAAUCCAUCAACCGGAAAUGGUACUUUAGCAGAACACAUACUUAAUAUAAAAUUGUUAGGAUCCCAUCCCAAUACUUACACUUUCACUAAAAGGCUUACUGAACUUAUCGUGAAAGAUAUGGGUGAUAAAAUUCCCAUUAUCAUAACAAGACCAUCUAUUGUUAUGCCUUCACUAAGAGAACCUAUUGCUGGUUGGGUAGAUAGUUUUAAUGGACCAGUAAGCUUAUUUUACGCAUUUGGAAAAGGAAUUUUAAGAAUAGGGCUAAUUGAUGACAAAAGUGUUCCACAAAUGAUACCGGUUGAUGUUGCUAUAAAUACUUUAAUUGUUAGCGGAUACGAACGGGCUACAAACGUAUAUUCCCCAAGUGUGCUUAACGUAACUAUCGGUAACGUUACUACCCCAACUUGGAGCGAUUACUUCACUAGGUGUGAAGAUUAUAACUGGGAACAUCCAUUUAAAUUAGUUUUAUGGUACCCCAAAGUCACUUAUACAAAGUCUUAUUAUCUAUACAUGAUCCAUAUGAUUCUUUUUCAUAUCAUUCCAGCGCUGGCCAUUGAUUUUAUGAUGAUUAUAUUUUUGCAGAAACCUUUCUUGACUGCCAUUCAGAAACGAUUGCUACAGACUUUUAAUGUUUUGCAAUGCUUUACACUAAAUACAUGGUCGUUUGAUAACACCAAUUGUAUACAAUUAAACGAAAAACUUGACGAUAAUGAUAAGAAGAUUUUUCCUAUGCUUGCUCGUUUACAAGGAAUAGAAUUUGAAAAUUACAAUAUUAAUAAUUGUAAGACAUCGGCCAAAUACUUAUUUAAGGAACAUUCAGAAAAUUAUUCUAUUUACAAACUGCGUAAUAAAAUAUUGUAUCUAUUAGAUCUGUUGAUUAAGCUGUGUUUUAUUUAUGUUGUGUUAAGGUGGGUUUUAGGAAAAUAUUUUUAGUUAUAGAAAAUG
Onthophagus taurus is the source of this 1684-nucleotide messenger RNA. Lineage: Eukaryota; Metazoa; Arthropoda; Insecta; Coleoptera; Scarabaeidae. The record is from RefSeq and is a predicted model, not a curated record.